Xiphophorus hellerii (green swordtail) is the source of this 2281-nucleotide messenger RNA. Its product is annotated as protein-tyrosine kinase 6-like. Gene Ontology annotation, molecular function: protein binding; protein tyrosine kinase activity; ATP binding. Gene Ontology annotation, biological process: protein phosphorylation. The transcript has 8 exons. Bases 228 to 1736 code for a protein of 502 amino acids. The record is from RefSeq and is a predicted model, not a curated record. NCBI's taxonomy places the organism in Eukaryota, Metazoa, Chordata, Actinopteri, Cyprinodontiformes, Poeciliidae.
AAGGUCGCAGCUUCUUUAUGACUCUGCCUGUCAUCAUAGGCGGGGUUUCAUUAUGCUGCCCUUAAAGGAAGUUCUCUGAAUCACGCUAGUGUCACUCAGGACCGACCAAACCGGAACAUCGGCGCAUUCCGAGGAGUUUCUGUUUACCUGUCCGUCAGGUGCGGAUCAUCCAGCGGCGCGGCUCACCGCGGGGCGCCAAGCGGCUCCAGGCCGUUUCCUCGGCAGCGAUGUGUGACUGUCUGAUGGCGUGUGUGCGGCGGCUCCUCCCGGAGAAACCGAACCACGGAGACGGGAAUAACAAGGUGGAUGCUGACGGUACGAGUCAGCCGGUCAGCCCGCCGCCGCCGCCGCCGCCGCCGGACAGGCCGGAGAGGCCGUCGGAAAACGCCAUCUACACCGGGAUCUGGCCGUUCGACGCGCGGCACCGGGACGAGCUGUCCUUCCAGGUGGGGGACCUGCUGGAGGUCAUGUGCUGCAACGGAGACUGGUGGACGGCCAGGAAGAUCGAGAAGAACGGGCGCAUCCUGGGCACCGGGAUAGUUCCGCACAACUACCUGGCCAGAGCGGAGUCCCUGCAGAUGCAGCCAUGGUUUUUCGGGACGAUGAGUCGCUUCGAAGCCCAAAACAUCCUAAUGGAGCCAGCAAACGAGGAAGCCUCUUUCCUGGUUCGGAAAAGCGAGAGGGACAGCAUCGGAUACGUUCUUUCAGUGAAAUCCGACAAUGCAGUCCGGCACUUUCGCAUCCUACAUAAAGAAGAGAGUUUUUAUGUGGAGCAGACUCAGAGGUUCAGUUCUCUGGCUGACCUGGUGAACUACUACUGCGAACACAGCCUCAACGACAUCGUCUCUCUGGGGAAUCCGUGCAACAAGAAAAAGCCAAACAUCGAAGAUAUCAACCACUUGCUGGAUGAUUGGGUUCUCCCGAAAAACGAGUUCACCAUCGAGAACCAACUGGGCAACGGCUGUUUUUCGCAGGUCUUCCGUGGUCGCUGGAAGAACCACAUCAACGUGGCCAUUAAGGUCUUGAAAAAUGACUCUGUAGACAACGCAGAGUUUCACAGGGAAGUUGAAAUCCUGAAGAGGCUUCACCAUCGUCACCUGAUCUCCCUGUUCGCCAUUUGCAUCGAAUCGUCGCCGUAUUACAUCAUCACCGAGCUGAUGGAGAAAGGCAGCCUGCUGCAGUUCCUCAGAGGGAAAGAAGGACAAAAUCAAGACACUGCAUCUCUGAUUGACAUGGCAACCCAGGUGGCUGAUGGGAUGUCGUACCUGGAAGAGCAGCAGAGCAUCCACAGAGACCUGGCAGCUCGAAAUGUUCUAGUAGGAGAAGACUACAUCUGCAAGGUGGCCGACUUUGGGCUGGCACGACUCGUCAAGGAGCCGUUUUACAUCUCGGAAGAGAAGAAGAUUCCCUAUAAAUGGUCGGCGCCUGAAGCCAUCAGCCACGGGAAGUUCUCCAUCAAGUCAGACGUUUGGUCUUUUGGGGUUUUGCUCUAUGAGAUCAUAACCUAUGGAAGUGUCCCUUACCCAGGCUUCAACAACCGUGAAGUUUACAACAAAGUCAAGAGCGGCUACCGGAUGGAAGCACCCAACAAAUGCCCCGGCUUCGUCCACAGCAUCAUGCUGAAAUGCUGGCAGGAGCAGCCAGGGGACAGGCCGACCUUCAAAGAUCUCAAGGACAUGCUGGAGAGAAGCUCCUAUGAGCUGGAGUCGCCACCAGGGGGCAGCAGGGAGCAGUGAUCUGCAUACAAACAUGGCCGCCGCUGUGACAGAGAAGUGAAAUACGGUAGUUUCACAGCCAAAACGGAGACUGGACGGGCCGCUUUUACAGCUUUAAAGACUCUUCACAUCAUCACAGCAAGAACAGAAUCUAAACCAGGGGUGUCCAAAGUACGGCCCGGGGGCCAUUUGUGGCCCUCAGAACAAUUUUGGGCAGCCCUUUAUUAUUCAAGACUACUCUAAAUUUGAAGUUUUUACUGAGGCCAGGUUGUUUAAAAAAGAUACAAUUAAAAUCUUAAAAUGGAAAUGUAAAGUCCAACACACAAGUCCAAGUUUUUGCUUUGAAUUGAAUGUAAUUUAUUAAUAACAGGUACAAAAGCAUCCAGUGGCUUUUACUCAAAUUCAGGCUUGGGACUGAAUUUUAGUAAACCUGGCAUAAACAAAACCAAAGACAUAAAAACAAAUAUAGGAAAAGAAUCUGAAAUAUGGUUUGUUGUUUUAAAUAUGGCAAACAUGCAAGAUCCUUUUUGAAACUGUAAUAAUUGUCAACAGAAAUCUGACAAUCA